AUGUCCCAGGCCGGCGGCAGCCCCGGCCCGGAGGAUUUGGAGCCUCGUGUCGGGGCUCACUCGCGCACCCCGAGCCGGGGCAGCCAGCGCGUCGAGUGCAUCAUCUGCUACUCCUCGUACGACCUGGGCGUGCGGCUGCCGCGGCGCCUGUACUGCGGCCACACGUUCUGCCAGGCGUGCCUGAAGCGCCUGGACGCGGUGAGCAACGAGCAGCGCUGGAUCCCGUGCCCGCAGUGCCGCCAGAACACCCCCACGCCCCGCGGAGGGGUCACCAUGCUCGACCUCGACCUCGCCACCUUCCUGGCCGUCAAGGCCGACAAGGAGCAGCCGCGGCCGGCCGGCAGGGCUCCCCCCGCUCCCAAGGGCUGCUGCAAGGAGCCCGCGGUGACCCAGCAGCCGGCGGGGCCGUGCCGAGAGCCCGGGACCCCCGCGCUGUUCCCCCGGCGCGGCUGCUGCCGGCUGUGCCUGUGCUGCGGGGUCACGGCCGCGCUGGAGAGCUGA
Poecile atricapillus (Black-capped chickadee) is the source of this 501-nucleotide messenger RNA. RefSeq names its product ring finger protein 224 (gene RNF224). The coding region runs from base 1 to 501 and encodes 166 amino acids. The transcript has a single exon. The record is from RefSeq and is a predicted model, not a curated record. Lineage: Eukaryota; Metazoa; Chordata; Aves; Passeriformes; Paridae.